Molecule: messenger RNA, 1272 nt
Organism: Drosophila busckii
Lineage: Eukaryota; Metazoa; Arthropoda; Insecta; Diptera; Drosophilidae
Product: phenoloxidase-activating factor 2
Exons: 4
Coding region: 1-1158 (385 amino acids)
Biological process (GO): proteolysis
Molecular function (GO): serine-type endopeptidase activity
Source: RefSeq, a predicted model, not a curated record
AUGAGUGCAUUAGCCACAUUUACGCUGCUGCUGCUGCUGCUGCAGCUGCUGAGCACUAAAGCUCAAAAUUGGGGCUCUGCCGCACCCGCAGCACAAGGAAAUUUAACGCUGGAUACGCGUCAGCUUAUAGUGGGCACGCUAUUGCCGCCACAAGUGCCGCCUGCUAGCUGGUCGCCUGUGCCGCAAAUUGUUGCACCCAGCGCCAGCAACUGCCGCUGCGUGCCGCCUGGCAGUUGUCCCAAUCCUUUGCCCACUGUUCCCAGCGAUGGCAGCGGACAAAUUGAUAUACGCAUAGUCAACAGCGGCGGCGUGACUGGUGUGCCCACAGCAGCGCCGCCUUUGAGCUGCAGCUUUGGACUUGUUGCUUGCUGUCAAGCGGGCGCAUAUCAGUGCGGCUUGCGCUUUCCGCCGCCACCAGGCGCUGCGCUGGCAGGUCCUGGCCAAGCUAGUUUUGGCGCUUAUCCUUGGCAAGUAGCACUCCUGACUACAGCGGAUGUUUAUUUGGGCGGCGGCGCUUUGAUAACAGCGCAACAUGUGCUCACAGCCGCUCACAAGGUUUACAAUCUAGCUUUGACUUCCUUUAAGGUGCGCCUGGGUGAAUGGGAUGCAGCCAGCACCAGCGAGCCCAUACCCGCGCAGGAUGUUGCCAUCUCCAAUGUGUAUGUGAAUCCCGCUUUCAAUCCCAAUAAUCUGCAGAAUAAUGUAGCCAUACUGAAGCUAGCCACGCCCAUUGCUAUCAAUACACGCUCCACCAUUGGCACUGUCUGCUUGCCUGCCACCAAUUUUGUGGGUCAACGCUGCUGGGUCGCCGGCUGGGGCAAGAAUGAUUUUGGUCCAACGGGCGCCUAUCAGGCGAUUAUGCGUCAAGUGGACGUGCCGCUUAUACCCAAUGCCAACUGCGAGGCCGCGCUGCGUGCUACGCGUCUGGGGCCCACUUUUCAGCUCAGCCCCACCAGCUUUGUGUGCGCUGGCGGCGAAGCUGGCAAGGAUGCCUGCACUGGCGAUGGCGGCUCACCGCUUGUGUGCACUGCCAACGGCGUUUGGUUUGUGGUCGGACUUGUGGCCUGGGGCAUUGGCUGCGGGCAGGCGAACGUGCCGGGCGUCUAUGUUAAUGUGGGCACCUAUUUGCCCUGGAUACAAACAACGCUGACGCUAUAAAAGUUGCUCAACUAUUGAUUAGGCAUAACAGUUUAGAGUGAGGCGCUUCCAAAUAAGUGGGGAAAAACCCGCAUGUGCUAGUCUUAAGUGUUUAUCGUAUGAAUUAUUUAUUAA